This is a messenger RNA of Penicillium maclennaniae, 831 nucleotides long. RefSeq names its product putative L-cystine transporter. Gene Ontology annotation, cellular component: fungal-type vacuole; vacuolar membrane. Lineage: Eukaryota; Fungi; Ascomycota; Eurotiomycetes; Eurotiales; Aspergillaceae. The transcript is spliced from 3 exons. The record is from RefSeq and is a predicted model, not a curated record. Bases 1 to 831 code for a protein of 276 amino acids. Gene Ontology annotation, biological process: L-cystine transport. Gene Ontology annotation, molecular function: L-cystine transmembrane transporter activity.
AUGGUUCAGCCUCAGAUAGAAAUAUUUGUUCGGGCUUUGUCCCGCAUGCUGAGCUGGUCGGCAUCGUUCUACCCUCAGAUUGUAAUCAACUACAGACGUCAAUCGACGUCAGGACUUUCGAUUGACACACCUACCAUUAAUACCUUGGGGUUCGCAUGUUACACGAUCUACACGGCGACCUUUUUGUAUUCGCCCAUGAUCCGUGAGCAGUAUGCGGCCCGGCACCCGGCAUCCGAGGAGCCUACCGUGCGCUUGAAUGACUUUGCAUUCGCUGUUCAUGCCGUGGUCUUGUGCUUCAUCAUAUACACACAAUUCUGGCCCUCCAUAUGGGGGCUGCACGUAUCUCGUUUCCAAAAGAACAGCAAGACCAUGCUCGCCCUAUUCUGGGGAUGUGUCUUGGCGCCCGUGGUCGUGAUCUGGAUCGUGCUUGCGAAGAGCCCAGACGGGGGGUACGACCCGUCGACAUGGGCGUGGAUCGAUGUGAUCUAUGCCGUUUCUUAUAUUAAGCUCGUCAUCACGGUUCUCAAGUACGUGCCGCAGGCAUGGUUGAAUUAUAAGCGGAAGUCGACCUACGGGUGGAGCAUCAUCCCAAUGCUUCUAGACUUGAACGGCGGUAUUCUGUCACUGGUGCAGUUGGUGCUUGACUCAAGCCUCCAGAGCGACUGGAGCGGCAUUACGGGCAAUCCAGUGAAGCUUCUUCUAGGCAACGUCACCAUCUUCUUCGACCUGAUCUUCGUUGUGCAGCACUACAUCUUGUACCCGGAUACCUUCGAUGUGAAGAAGCCCCAAGACGGAGAGACCCGUCCCUUGCUCGUCGACGCAGCUCGGUAG